Molecule: messenger RNA, 3786 nt
Organism: Daldinia loculata
Lineage: Eukaryota; Fungi; Ascomycota; Sordariomycetes; Xylariales; Hypoxylaceae
Exons: 8
Coding region: 225-3728 (1167 amino acids)
Cellular component (GO): nucleus; cytoplasm
Molecular function (GO): protein binding
Source: RefSeq, a predicted model, not a curated record
GCCCCUAGUUUCCCAUUAUUAAGCGACUAAGAGAAUAGAAAAUCCCGCAUCAAUUGGAGACGUUAUCUGUUGGAGGUGAUGCGGCUGAAAUUCAGGUCCCCGAGAAGACGUACCAGUGCCUUCCCAAAUAAAAUUAUUUUCCUGUUGGAAUGCAUAGUCAUUUUAUGUUCCCUCUUUUCCAACAUUAUAAGUCAAGAAAGAGUUCUCUUUAAGCACGGAUCUCGAUGGCCGACACGACCAAGCUACUCGAUAGGGAACUCCCAUCUUCAACGGCAAUGGUCAACCAACCUAUCAAUGGAUACCUCUCUCCAGGAACCAUUGGGGAAAAUAGCGGGAUCUAUGCAGGAAUAGUCCACGGGGGCAGUCUCAUUGGAACACAGAAUGUUCACAAUCACGCACCGGCCCCGGAUUCUACGGCAACAAAGACCCGAUCUGACAUCUUAAAUUGGCUCUGCCCUCAGGACGCCCUAGUAGCGAUGAAGUCACCCGUUCAAGGUCAGGAUCACAAGCGAGCUCAUCCUAAGGCUGGAAAUAGAUUCUUAGAGUCGACCGAGUUUCAAGACUGGCUUUCCAUGAAGGAAAAAAGACUCUGGGGUACUGGUCCACCGGGUGCUGGCAAGACGUUUCUAGUCUCAAGAAUCCAACGCAGGAUGUAUGAGCUUCAGCAGGGAUUUACAUCUAAUGGCGGCAAAUCCGGAACCGCGUUCCUCUAUAUGCAUCAUAACCGUUCAUACUCCUGCGAGAAACUCCUCGGCUGUAUAUUGCGCCAGUUUAUUGAUGAUAAGGAUGAAAUCCCCAGCACGAUUCGAAACGAGUGGGGUGUGCACUCGGGAAGCAAAACAACAAUUACAGCGGACAGACUUGUACAGCUCAUAAGGGACAUUGCGACCAACCACAAACUAUAUCUUGUCGUGGACGCGUGGGAUGAAUACGCUCCCAUGGAUCGAGAGCGGCUUCUUAAGCAACUCAUGGAGUUGGGUGGCUGUCUCGCUCUACUAAUGACCUCGAGAUUCAUUGGAGAUCUCGACAAAGGCUUAGAAGGCUUCAAACGUGUAAACAUCUCGGCAAACGAGGAAGAUAUUCGAAACUAUGUGAAUUACUGUAUCAAUACCAACUCUCGUCUAGCAACAUUCUGUAACUUGAGCUCAGAGCUAAGGCACGAGAUCCGAGGUGUCAUAAUUGAAAAAUCAGGGGGGAUGUUCCUUCUUGUCCGGUUGCACAUGGAGUCCCUAGAAGCCGAAGAUGUGGUCACUCUCUACGACGUCCGGAAGAAACUCGCUAGCUUCAGUAACAAUCUCACGGACAAAUAUCAAGACAUGAUGGAUCGAAUCGGCAAACAAACACUACUGCGCCAGGAGAUAGCAAUCAGCACCCUAGCAUGGAUCACGUACGCCCAAAAGUCUUUAACUGUGAAUGAGCUACGACACGCCCUCGCUGUAGAUCUAAAAGACGGCCGCUUCAAACCAGACAAGCAACCUCUCCCUGAUGAUAUCCCUGCCUUCUGCUGCGGGAUGGUUCUAGUGGAGAAAGGCACCCUGCAACUGGUGCAUAACACUGCGAUUGAAUUCAUGCGCAGUUUAAAGGAAACGGACGAGCGCUUCAUAAAUUUUGACGCCACCAUCUCUCACGUCUGCGCUGCCUAUCUGUGCAUCCCUGAGCUUGAACAGCCUGACGACACCGAUAACAGUAUGUCCUAUGCUACUGACUUAUGGGGCGCGACACCAAAUAUGUACGAUGAUACAGAGAUCUUCAUGAUACAGAGCGGUAAGAACACCAAGCAUCUGGGCAACAAACGGACUCCAGAGAAGCUUACCUUCCCUGCGAAACUCCGAUUAUACCCAUUGGUUAUAUACGCGGCAACACACUUAGGCCACCACCUUCGAGCCAUGUCAGAUGUUAACCUCGUCACUGAGAGUGAUGCUCUGAACAAGGUCAUCUCCAUCCUCAAAGAGAAGCCUAAGCGCAAUUUCUACGAGAGAUUGCUGGACUAUACAAGCUCUUACCCUCCUCAAGCCUUAUCACAGCAAAGGUUUUCUCUCUUAAGUGUCGAGUCGGAAUCGGAGUCCGAGCUCGAGUUCGAUCCUGAGCCUCAUAUAGAUAACUCGUCCUGGCCUAGUAGUGUCGAUGAAUGUGACCCUCUACUGACACGACAGAGUGCCAACUCUGGGGCACGCCUCGCCUCUCUUAAUGCGGAAACGACUAAUGUGGCGAUGUCAGCAUGUCGAGAGAUAACUUCCCUUCACCUUGCCGCCUACCUCGGUGUCCCACAACUUGCCAAGCAGCUCCUUUCGGAUCCAUCUCUGGUCCAUGUGAAGGACUUCGAUGGUUGCACCCCGCUAUCUAUCGCCCUCGCAGCAUGCCACAUCGAGACGGCUCUACUAAUUCUUGAAGCUGGUGCAACACUGGACCUCUUUUCGACCGAGGGAUGCCAUCUGCUACUCCUUGCUGCCCAAUCAGACUCUUCGGCCAGCAUUGUGGUACGCCGUAUCCUCAAAGAAGCUCUCCUCAUUCGUGGUCAAGGCAAGAAUUUUGUAAUUGAGUUUCUUAGCUGGCUGUGGCGCUUCAGCGCGACUAAGGCGGUAUACUAUUCGGCCAAAGUUGCGAGAAAUUGCCGAAAGGGGUGGACGAGAGUGACUCAGGAGCGACGUGGAGAGCCAAGUCACUUGGAAAGGACACUACAAAUAGCUCAAGGCCAUGCUCUAGGCGUACCAACGUCAUUUCCUGCGAGAAGGGGGACGAUUACCUUCGUAGACCUACCAGUGGACGGAGAGACGGGCCCCAGUUCAUCUUUGUCCUCGCACACAUUGCGGAGAAGACGACCGGCUAGAACAGUGAGCGAGGCGGUCCUGUCCCCCAGUGAAUAUGCGAAGCGAAAUUAUCUAAAGCUAGUAGCUGCGGCCUUCCAAAACGAUACAAUGACCAUGAGGAGCUUGAUCGAGAAGAGGCGAGUAAAUCUCGACAGGAGUGUAAGGCAUCAGCGUUGCUAUUGGCCGCUAGUUAACCUAGCUCUCUUCAUGGCCGUAGAGCGCAAAGAGAUUGAUGGGGUGAAGAUUUUAGUGGAGGGAGGAGUCGACGUUAAUUCCCAGGACUACGACCUCCGUACGCCGCUUCACCGGGCCGUCGCACGACGAAAAUCCAAAUUAGUCAGGUUCUUACUGGAAAAGAAUGCGAAUGUGAAUGCCAAAGAUGGCAGGGGAGACACCCCAUGGGUCCUAGCCGUCAUUAACAGGGACGAAGAUAUGUCAAAACUCCUCAUCCAGCACGGGGCAGACGUGAACACCCAGGGCCCAGAUGGGAAUAAUUUGCUCUACAGUGCGGCAGCCUGUGGAAAUAUCAGCGACGUGCGAUUUCUCCUCAGCCAGAGGGUAAACCCUUCCAUAACCACGAAUUAUUUCUGGGCGCCUCUCCACUGGGCGUCAGCAAAUGGACAUAUCGACUGUGUCAAGUUACUCCUUGACGCCGGGGCCGAGGUGUCGCCGGUGAGCGACACGGCUCUAACGCCUCUAGACCUAGCCAUCGAAGGCAGGAAGGUCGAUAUCGAGCAGCUGCUGAGGAGCAAGGGCGCUAAACGCGGCGAUGAGAUUAGGGAAGAACACGGUGGUCCGAGAUACUCAUACCGGUACGGAUCAGAGAGCGAGGAUGACGAAGACGAGAACGAGGAAGAAGAGGAAGAAGAGGAUGAGGAAGGUGAAGAUUAUUUCGGCACGGCUUCCUUACAAAGAGAAUAAAAUAGCCCUACCUAGUUGACUAUAAACAUUACAUAUUGCGCUUUCCAGUUGUUAUUAU